This is a messenger RNA of Soboliphyme baturini, 381 nucleotides long. The record is from the annotation of a GenBank genome assembly. Lineage: Eukaryota; Metazoa; Nematoda; Enoplea; Dioctophymatida; Soboliphymatidae.
AUGGAAUGCCAGAGGUGUACGUCAGAUGACUACGAUCAUGAUGAACGACAAGGCGCCGUUGCCGCUGCCUCUGCCGCUGCCGUCGACGAAGACCAGGGGACACUUUACGAAGAACUAGAUCCUGAGUGCGACGACGAUAGCCAACGUGGCAUUCUGUUGCCGAUUUUCGUCGCCAUGAUUGCCAUCUCCCUGGUUGCAUUCCUGUUCUGGAUGAUCGACCGGUCGAAGCGCCGCCAGAAGCUUCUAGCCGAACAACGGAGGUUGGCCCUGAAAGCGAGGCGGGAGGCCGAAGUUUCGGCCAUCGACGCCGCUCUGGCAAACUACGACUCCGAACAGCACGACUCCCAGACGGACAGUCGCUUCCGGUCACCAGGUGAGUGA